AUAAAGCCCCGCGGGGCACCGUGCCCGGCCCACCGCCAUGGCCACGCUGCGCUUCGGGGAGCCCUUCCCGGCGGGGAGGUGGCCCCGUGAGGCGGCGGCGGGCGGUGUCGGCGGCGGGGGGCCCGGCUCGGGCUCGCCUCCCGUCACGGCGCUGCCCCGCGGGGCGGCGGAGCCGGCGGAGGGGGCGCCGGCGGCGCAGCGUCGGAAGCGGACGAGCUUCACGGCGGCGCAGCUGGAGACGCUGGAGUCGGUGUUCCAGGACACCAUGUACCCCGACAUCCACCUGCGGGAGAAGCUGGCCGACGCCACGCAGAUCCCCGAGUCCCGCAUCCAGGUCUGGUUCCAGAACCGCCGAGCCAAGUCCCGCCGCCAGCGGGGGCCGGCCCGCUCCGGCCCCGGUCCCAGCCCCGGCCCCCAGCCUCUGGGCUUCCCGCGGCCGCCCCACGCCGCCCCGCUCCGCUUCGCCGCCCCGCAGCAGCCGCUCCGCCCGUUGUGCGGCGCCGCCCGGCACCAGGAGGACGGCUGCGAGUGGCCGCCCGCCGCCGCCGCCUUCCCGCCCGGCGCCGACUUCGAGGGCUGCCCCCCGCGGCAGCACGGCGGGGCCGAGGGCGCCUUCCCGGGGCCGCCGCCGCCCGCCGGCCCCUACCCGCCCCCGCGCGGCCUCUGCGGGCGGUACUCGCCCCUCUCGGAGGCCGACGACAGCGGCGGCUUCUCCGAGCCGGGCUCGGAGUGGGAGGAGAACGCCCUCGGCGCCUUCCGAGCCGUCUGAGCGCCGCCCCGGGAGCCUCCCUCGGCCUGCUGGGACUUAACGCGACGCCGUCGUUGUCUGAGUGGAAAACGUGCCCUGCCCUGCCACUGUUGCACUUUAUUCCGGAGUGACAGACUUUACCUAUUUAUUUAAGGGAGAGAGGGGUCAGCUUCACCCGCCCAUGGCAUCUUUCUGCGUAUUGAACGUUUUCUGGUAGCACGUUUUCUAUUUCUAUUUAACCUUCCUUAGCCAAAAAGCUAACCAAAUCUGCUGUUUUGGGGGGCGGGGGCUGGUCUGUCGUUACUUUUUGAGAGGAAAAAAAAUAAAAAUUUACAUUUUUGCUCUAUGCUGCUUGUGAGCUGGGAAUGGUGUUCAUGCCUCUGGCAGGGUUUCUUACCUCGGAGGUGCUGGAAAUCCCUGUCACAGCCCAUCUUGUGCGGUCCUGGAGAGCUAUGGCUGCAGUUCAGAACAAGAGACCUAAUGGGACUGAAGGGCAGUUUAUGAGAAGUGUCUCAUCUCUGUGGUCAGUAUUCACUUU
Oxyura jamaicensis (ruddy duck) is the source of this 1286-nucleotide messenger RNA. It is a transcript of the gene MIXL1, whose product is annotated as Mix paired-like homeobox. The record is from RefSeq and is a predicted model, not a curated record. Gene Ontology annotation, biological process: regulation of transcription by RNA polymerase II; hematopoietic progenitor cell differentiation; endoderm formation. Gene Ontology annotation, molecular function: RNA polymerase II cis-regulatory region sequence-specific DNA binding; DNA-binding transcription activator activity, RNA polymerase II-specific. Lineage: Eukaryota; Metazoa; Chordata; Aves; Anseriformes; Anatidae. The transcript is spliced from 2 exons. The coding region runs from base 38 to 769 and encodes 243 amino acids.